Molecule: messenger RNA, 216 nt
Organism: Geodia barretti
Lineage: Eukaryota; Metazoa; Porifera; Demospongiae; Tetractinellida; Geodiidae
Source: the annotation of a GenBank genome assembly
AUGUCCUACGCCGGGGAGGAGUCACGGAAUUCGCAGCUAGCUUUCGGAGACGCCGUGAUCAACCAGAUAAGUGACUGCAUCUCCUACUGUUCGAAUGUUGGCGGCAUCAUCAUCGGAAAUCUCAACCUGACUAUCAUCGGUCGAAAACUCCUCCUCAAAUGCCAUAAUAAGUUCUACGAGGUCCAGGGAAUCGGCGUUCAGAUCAUCCACAAAUGA